UUGGCAGUGGGCGGUGGACGGAGACCUAGCGAGGGAGGCGUUUCAUUGCCGCAGUCCUGGACGAAAGAAAAAACGCUCUUCUUGAAGUGAUCAGAGGAAGUGCUCACAAUUCGGGUGGUAGCAUUUUUGCCCGCCUCUCUCAAAACCAAACGACUCGGAAGCCAGCAAGGCCGCCUUGCCGUUCCAGGACUUCAGCUCCAGCCGGUGGAUUGGCACGACCAUGUCUCCUGAAGGUGGCAGGGCACCCUCCCUGCUUUGCCUGAUUGUCAUAGCGGCCGGACUAAAUAUCUACUCCAUCUCCUCAGUGAAUACAUCUAUCAUCUCAAACAUUUUAAAAACAGAAUUAAUCAAUCAGACCCUUAAACUCAACAGCAGUUUAUCAACAAAUAUUGCAGAAACAGUUACAAGUCCUGUUACUCUUUCCUUUAUAACUACACUGACACCUGUUGAAAAUGAUACAAUCUCAUUGUCUACACCUAAUGAAACAUCAAGUACAUCAGUGAUGACUGUAUCAACAACUAAUUUGUUAUCAAAACCAAGCACUGGAACACAAAGCCCAGAACACAUUCCAACCUCAGUGAUGCCAGUUCCUAGCUCAGCAACAACUAACAUUUCCCCUGCACCCACCACCACUUCAGGUAUUGUGAGUGUAUCAUCCAUCAGCAGCAGUUCAUUUGCUCCUGAGAAUUACACCAGCUCUUGGGUUACUAAAUUAUCAAGUACAGAAGUGUCCACAGUACCUGUGACCUCCAAGAAACACACUGUUGAAGGCAUCACAUCUGGAGUUACUACUAAUCCACUCACCUCAUCAAGCUCUGUGGGAACGUUUACAUAUUCACAAGGGACUUCAGCAAGUAAAGCAACUGUUGAGACCAUUCCUACUGGCAGUGCCACACUCUCCUCAGAGGUAACCAUGCAAGAGGUUCAGCAGGCUUUGAGUUCAGGAAGCAUUGCAGCUAUUACUAUAACGGUAAUUGCUGUGGUUCUAUUGGUAUUUGGCAUAGCUGCAUUUUUAAAAAUCAGGCAUUCUUCAUAUGGCAGACUUUUCGAUGAUCAUGAUUAUGGAUCCUGGGGAAACUACAACAAUCCACUUUAUGAUGAUUCCUAAUCUAGGAAUAUCAGCCAUGCCAAAGCUGUUCUUGUUUCAUGACGCACCUAAUUCACCAAAAGCACUAUGUUCCAGUAACUUUUGACAUGCAAUUCUGUAUUUUAUUCCUUUUGCUGUUUUUCCAUUGAAUCUUUGAAGUUUAAUAGAAGUCAAACUCUAUAAUGUGAAUCCGAUUCAAGUGAUGCUUAUAAUAAAUAACUCAAGUCUUAUUUAAUAAGUUGGUACAGUUGCUGGAAAAAGAUGAAGUUAUGUAGAAUACUCUGAUAAAACUGAAGUUUUAGCAGCUUAGGACAGAUGAACCUUUAGUGGCAAAUUUGGCAUGAAGAAACAGUAUGGCCUUUUUAGCUGUCCAUUAGCAAACCUUUAAGGUAAAAAUUGCUCAAAAGAUUAAUACCAACUCUUGUUCUUGUUUAUUUGCUUCACCAGGCUGUUGUUGUAAGAAGAGUGUUCUUAUUAACAUUCGGUUGAAUAUAGUACUAUCUUAUAUUUCACUGAGUUUUUGUUAACUGCUUUGUUAAGUAGUUGCUAUAAAUGGCAGUACCAUGUCAAUUGCUUCCCUCUUCUAUCACACCAAUUCAACAAACCCUUAGUGCUCUUUAAUAGAGGCAACAGCUAUUGGUACACUGAUAAACACACAGAUAUAUUUAAGGAAUGAAAUUAAUAAUUCUUCCCCACCAAAACUAGUAGAUUUCAUAUGUAAAGAAUGAGAUUAUUUCAAAAAAUAAAAUAUUACCUCUUUGAUUUGUACCAAGUAUUAACUAUUCCAUAUUUUCUGGGUUCAGUAUUAAUAUAUUAAUAUCCAGGCCACUACUGACCUUGAUUUAGUUCAUCACUUCUAUCACAAUUCAUCAGCUGGAUGAAAAAAGAAAAAUAGAUGUCAAUAUUGGAAUAUCAAUGAUACUUCACUCUUUAAAUUAAAUUUCCCAGCAGUUUCUUGCUAAUAAAUUGGGGGUGGAGAGUGGGUGGGGAAUUACAGACAAGUGGAAUCUCUUAAAUGUUUUCUUAACUUCUCUAAACAUAAAUACCUAAAAAAGGAUUGGACAAACAGACUCCACUUCACAAAGUUAGGCACAACUAUAUUUCAAGUUACAUCUGAAAACCCUCCAAACAAGUAGCAUCCUUAAAAUCCAGAUGCCAUACUAUAAGAAUAAUGUACAGGUAAAUUUUCAACAGAUAACAGUCUCUUUAAAUCUCAUCUGCAACUAUAGAAGACUGCCCUUGAAUGUUUGAGAUUGUUUAGAUUUUCCAUCUAAUUAUGUAAUCAGUUUUAAAACCACCAAUUUAGGUGGUGAUCAUUCCCCUCUCUAGUAAAUAUGAAUCACAUUUUAAGCAGAUAAUAAAUACUUCUUGAAAAACAGUUUGUCCACAUCUCAUGACCUACAUGUACAGUACAUCUGCAGAUGUACUGCAUCUAUGAAUGUCAAAUUUUAAAACUUUAAUUAAGAAAUUAAUCAGAUGAAACCAUUACAAGGUUUUCCCUUCAAGAUUUUAAUCUUUACAUUAUCCAUUGCUUUAGAUAACAGCUACUAUUAUUUUCCUUUGCCAAUUUAUAUGCUACCAGUUUGGGUAAAUAAAAAUGGUUUGAUUGUGAAUUUCUAUGAUUUUUUCUCUCUCCUAUUUUUCAACAUAUCUGUUUUAUAUAUAAUAAAGUUAGAAGUAUGAACAAUUUUAGGAUAAUUUAAGAUGUUUUUGUGUCUUUUCAUGCUCUAAUUAUUACAUAAUAUAAUGUAAUAUACAUAUUUGAGAUAUAGUUAUUUAAGCAGCAUAACAAUAUUUUAAAAUUGACAUUUUCUCAGCAUUCAUAAUGUUUACUUUUAUAUUUUAUCACCAUGCUCUGUUUAAUGUUUUACAAAUCAUUUGGUUGCAUGACAUUCUAUGUACAUGCUUUGUGCUGUUAUCUAAAAUGUCAGCUGUCUUCAAUUUUGUCAUUAUUCAGUUUUUAAAGACUGCUUUUUCUUACUAUUUUACCAUUAAAGCUGAUUAA
Messenger RNA from Ahaetulla prasina, 3092 nucleotides. RefSeq names its product prostate androgen-regulated mucin-like protein 1 (gene PARM1). The coding region runs from base 221 to 1108 and encodes 295 amino acids. The record is from RefSeq and is a predicted model, not a curated record. Lineage: Eukaryota; Metazoa; Chordata; Lepidosauria; Squamata; Colubridae. The transcript has 4 exons. Gene Ontology annotation, cellular component: early endosome; Golgi apparatus; late endosome.